Molecule: messenger RNA, 1122 nt
Organism: Oncorhynchus masou masou (cherry salmon)
Lineage: Eukaryota; Metazoa; Chordata; Actinopteri; Salmoniformes; Salmonidae
Gene: calml4b
Product: calmodulin-like 4b
Exons: 5
Coding region: 257-718 (153 amino acids)
Cellular component (GO): myosin II complex
Molecular function (GO): calcium ion binding
Source: RefSeq, a predicted model, not a curated record
ACAGCAAACCAAGUGGUGGGUCUUUCGGCGAAUACAUAAAUUAAGGAUUGUGCCUUUAUUGUGACAGACCGUUUCAUGGUGAUCGGAGAUAAAUAGCAUAGUAACCUAUAGUUUGGUGUGGGGUCUAGUUCACCAUGUGCUCAUGGCAACACUGUAUCAAUAAUGCAAACUUCAAAAUAAAGGUUACUCGCGCAGGUUUAACAAGCGGACCUGACACUUCGAGUGUGUCUAGGAGCACUGACUGAGCAUAACCACGAUGGCAAAGUUCCUGACUCAAGACCAAAUAAAUGAAUUCAAGGAAUGCUUUUCACUCUAUGACAAGAAGCACAAGGGUAAAAUUGAGGCCAAGGACCUGAUUCUAGUCAUGCGCUGCCUGGGGGUCAGCCCCACUUUCAUUGAGGUGGACAGACACCUGCAAAUCUCCAAGAUUGAUAAGUGUGGAGAGCUGGACUUCUCCACCUUCCUGACUAUGAUGCACCAGCAGAUCCAGCAGGAGGACCCCAGAGCAGAGAUUCUGGAGGCCAUGAGGAUGACGGACAAGCAGAAGAAGGGCUACAUCCUGUCCUCGGAGCUCCGGGCCAAGCUCACCGGGCUGGGAGAGAAGCUCACUGAUAAAGAAGUUGACGAGCUGCUGAAAGAGACUGGCGUGGGACCAGACGGAUGUGUCCACUACGAGGAGUUUGCCAAAACAAUGACCCUUCCUUCUACAAACUGCUGAGCAGCCAUCCGGCCGCAUACGAUCAUACUGUACCACAAAAGUGCACUGAUUCAAAGCAUCUGCAUGCUGGCUGCCCACUAACAACAUGUUGAGAUGAGAAGUUUUUUUUUCUUUAUUAGCUUUCUGAGGUAUGUGUUUCUAUAGUUAUUACGUUUUCCCUAUAUUUCUAUUAUGUAACCCUUAUAUAGAUUUGUAUGUUGAAUGAAGCAAUGGUGUGCCUGGUUGAAAUGUCUGCACUUUAAAUAUAUAGCUAAUACUAACUGGCAUUGUUAUAGCUUAUCACUAUUACCAAGUAAUCACUAAAAAGCCUACUGACAUUUUCACAAAGUAAUGACAUUGUUCUUAUUGAUAUAAGAGCAACUUGAUUUCUUGAUAAUAAAUGGACAAAUCAUUUUGGGUCCAAA